CGCAGGCAUGAUAAGGAGGGAGAUAUGAUUGUUUUACAUCAAGUUCUCCAGGGAUUGUUGAAUCAUGAACAACAAAACAACUGUAGCUGGCAGAGAAGACACAGGGGCUAAACCACACCAUUCAAUUGAAUUGAAUACAGAACAAGACAACGACAUUGAUACAACCAUGAAUAAGGCAACAUGAAGGAAACAAGCAUGCAAUUGCAAGAGGCGAGGCGAAGGUAGUCGAUUCGCAAUUGACUUGGUACUUAGAAUGGUAGCUAAUUGCCAUUUGUAUUGAUGCAGUAGCAGGAGAAACACUAUAGGGCAGUGUCACACAAGUUAAGAGAUGACCUUUUAAGUUGCUAACUCAAAACGAAUCCUACAGAAAGGGAAGCUGCGAGGUAAAGAGAAGGAACUAAAUCUUUUAGGUUCACAUUGACAUAAGCUUCGGGCCGUUGUCUGGCAUCCCCAUCCCACCUGCUAACUCGGCAUCAAGUUGAGUGUGAGGUUUAGGUCCAUUCAACAUCUUCACCCUGCAAACAUCAAUGGUUAACAUCAGACGCUGUCACAACCUGGACAUGCAUGAAAGUAAACAUGGCAUGUAUAUGCAACAACAACAACAACAAAAAAGCAAGGGAUGCAUGGUUAACAACAAUCUGGGAGAGGAAAAGGUUAUGUUCAUCUUAAUGUCUUAUUCAUCAUUGUUCAAAGGAAUAUACAAGCACUCUGAUCCUCUAACUCAUGCCUAGGUCAGUCCCCAAAUGAAUUUGUCUAUCGAAAGAACUUGCUGAAAUUGAAGUCUGAUAAUACUAAACAUAACAUUACAUCGUACUGGUUGUCAAUGUUGAGCAUACCACUUCGGAUACAAGUACAACAUGGCUGGUGCCUAAUGUUUGUGCCAAACAAAACAAAAAAUGGUCCUAAUAUCUGAACAGAAUGAGUUCAUACUGGCUAACAGUAUAAGACUUGGAUACUUAAACGCCAAUUGGUACCAUAGAAUUUUCAUCAACCAAGAAAGAAGAAGCUAAAGGGCCUCUAGUAGAAGCAUAUGCUUUUUGGCUAGACACUAUUAUGCUACAAACAAUUCACUAAGCAGAUCUAAGCACAAUGGAAGAUUCGCAUGACGGCAUGAUUAACCUUUCGUCUAUAAAAUGUGCCUGACUAAAGAACACUAUGAACACCAAACAUUAUGGGCAAGGUCACAACAGUCACUUACCGUCUCCUAUGCUUCUUGGUCUUGAAAUGCUCGUCUCUCACAGUCACGUUUGCGAAGAAUCGGCUGGAAAAAGUGAUAAGAUAACACACCCAAAUCAAAACAUUGGCCAAAUCAUGGAACACCAAAGGACGAAAACACAGUCCAGAUUGCUCUUAGCAAAGAGGGAUAGAUCGAACAGAAAUCUAUGUCUCCGCCCCUUUGCACAAAAUAACAAAGUCCCAACCUUUCACUUUAUUCAACAACGGGCAAACCAAUUUAGAAUCCCCGGGAUUCAUUCCUCUAUCCUUAUGUAUGAAUACACAUCAAAGUACAAACUUUCAAUAAAAAGCUCAUCACUUUGAUCGAAACAGCCGCCAAACAGCACAAGAAAACCGAAAUCGCAUGCCCAGUAAUAUAAGUUCAACCAGAGAUGGAGUUUACUUACUCGCAGUGCAAGCAGUAGUGCUGGCCCAUGCCGGGCAAAUCCUCGUCGAAGGGCAUCGGUUUCCUAACGCCGUCGGGCUUCUGCAACUGGUCGUAGACCGCGUCGUCCCCCAUGAGUUCGAAUUUGGUGCGGCGAGCCUGCUUGUGAGAGAACCUUCUCUUCUUCACCUUCCUGCUGGGACACUUGCCACCCAUUUUUCUCUCUUCUACUUCUCUCUCGGAACUUGGUUGGCCGGCUUUGUGUGGGAUUUAGCGCCGCCGCGAAAGAUACAACCCUAAUGCUAGACGAUCGAUGGCAAAGGAGGCACUAGAACUUCAAAGGGUCGGUUGGAGAUAGAAUCGACGUCGUAUUGCUGAUGCUUGAAGCUGUUGGGCCCAACUUGUGCUCUUCAGCUCCUUGGACAAAAUGCGUUUCUUAUUGGGCUCUUCUUCAGCCCAUUGGGCUUGCAAGAAUACCGGGCUGUCCUCUCCCGUCAAGGAAGUCUAAUCCAGCGUGCUCUCUGUCCGCCGCCGGGCAGAGGAAUCGCCGCCGCCGCUUUCCUGCUCCGAUGGCUUCUUUAAUAUCGUAAAACCGAAAAUGUAUUUUUGGUGAAAUUUUAGUUUAACUGAAAUUUAACUGCUUCAUACGAUAAUAUUGUUUAUUGAUUUAAGUUCUAAUUGACAAUAUUUUCGAUCAAACCUUUAAUAUAAUACGGUUUCUCAA
Linum trigynum is the source of this 2324-nucleotide messenger RNA. NCBI's taxonomy places the organism in Eukaryota, Viridiplantae, Streptophyta, Magnoliopsida, Malpighiales, Linaceae. The record is from the annotation of a GenBank genome assembly.